GCAUACUGGUCAUUUAAAAUAUCAAUCAAAUGCUAUCCUGGCGAGUAAAUGUGGUUAUUCCCUCCCCCUUUCGUUGUCAGGUGUUUUAUAGAAAAGUGCUCUUGAAAAGGUGCCUACACGGAACUUCCAUAACGCCUGGUGCUGUCCGAUCCUAGGGGCCAUGGAGGGCACUGAUCUGCAGGAGAAGCAUGAUGCUGCCUUGGCCUGGUUCUCCCAGUUCCAGCUUGGCUGUGUCAUCAGGAACGGAGUCAUUCCCGAUUGGUUCCAUGGCAUUAUAAGCAGGAAGGCUGCAGAGGAAAUGCUACUGUCCAAACCUGCAGGCUACUUCCUGAUUCGUCUCAGUGAGAGCAGAAUGGGCUUCACCCUGUCAUAUCGAGCUGAGGAUCGUUGCCGCCACUUCAUGAUUGAUCUGCUAAAGAAUGGCCAGUACAUCAUUGUAGGGGAGAACAUCAAUCACAGGUCAUUGGAGGACUUGGUAGCCUUCCACCGGCGUGUGCCAAUUCUGCCAUUCAAUGAGCUGCUGACUGUUGCCUGUGGACAGGUCUCCAAAGACCAGACUGAUUAUGCAGAGUUACUGUUUCCCCAGAGGAAACCUCUGAAUCCCAAACCUGGUGCAUUUUCAUCCAACGCUCAUCACAAUAGCAAUACUGGUCAGCUACAGCCAUCCCCUAACAUGCCACCAAGCCCCCUACAGCUUCUUUCUAGGUCAGUCUGUGGACACUCAUCUCAGAGUGUUGCAAACACUGCUGUUCCCACCAAAUUUAACCCUCCAGGACUGUACCCCUAUCUGGAUGCUGAAGUAGCCAACCUGACUUUGCAGAGCCCAGACACAACAAACAGUGUCAAACCAGUUCCACUGCCCAGAAAGAAACUGCACUCCGUCAACAGUGUCCCGCUGGAGCAGGCUCCAGAAUUACCUUCCAGAAACUUCCUUCUAAAGAGAAAUGAGCAGUCCAACGGUGGUCCCCAGCAGCUCUCGACACCCGGGCCGGCGUGCAGUGAAGCGCAGCCCGGCCUCAACUGCAGGUCUCCCACUCCCAACCAGCAGAGAAGCGCGGGUGCGAAAUCAGUCGUUGCUAUCUUGACGCAGCUAAAGAGAAGGUCCCAGGCGAAGGGCGGAGCCCCAGAGGAGCACGUUUACGCUGAGCUCACGGAGGCGGAGCUUUCCUUCACAGCUCCGGAGGGCAGCGUGGGAAAGGAGCCUGUCAGUGAGCACGUGUACCAGGAGGUCCCAGGGGAAAGACUGGCCACUGAGACCAACACCAGCCCUGUACCCAACGCUGCUGCCCCGGCUGUAUCAACAGACAGCGUGCCGGAGGAGUACCUGACCCCUCCUCCGUUUGCUCCGGGUUACUGACGCCUUUCACAGAACCGGCUCACCGGACUCUGAGUGAAGUGUUCUGGAUCUCGAGCACGUGCAGUGCUUUGAAACGCCAGAGAGUCCCGCGUGGGCAACCAGUGCUUUUCUCUGUAAUGAUCAGGAGAUGAGUGCUGCAUCGGGGGGAAUUUACUCUGGAUGAAUGGGAGGCUGACUUCCCAUUAAAUAACAUUUCAGACGAAAAUCUCAUAACAAACUUUGUAAUGUCUGAGAAUCUUUUGUUAAAAUGUCCUCCAAAUUAUUUUAAUACCUAUUGCUAUUUUUUAUAAUUCCUCCAUAUUUACUUUAAUUAUUCAGCUAAAAUAAGAACAUUAAGAUAAUAUUUAUUCCUUUUUAGAUUGUGCAAUAAUUUAUAUUACAGGAAAUUGACAAUAGCAUAAUUAUUUUUCAUGUCUAUAUCAUGAGAAAAAUGCUGUUAUUACUGAGAUGUCAUGAAUGGCAUGAAGAGUUCCAAAAUAUUUUCUUUGCACUGCAAUACAAUAUUUGUUUUAUCAUUAUAUGUACUUGUGUUUUUUUUUUUUUUUGUACAUAAAGCUUAAGAAGUGCAACAUCGUGAUUAGCAUACACAUUUAAAAUGUAUUUCUGUCCAUAGUUUCAAUAUGUGAGCAAGACAAAGACAUUCACACAAAUAUUUGUGUGAGUUUCACACAAAACCAUCUGCUGUUUUGUUGAUAUUACAUGCUCAACAUCUUCUCACCUUAAAGCAGCUGGUAUGGUUUUUCCCAGGUACAGUGAAUCUGCCUGCUAUUGCAUUUUCUGUGUUGUACCCUUAAGCAACACUUUUGUUUAUUUUUGACAAUGUUUUUCAUUCAUCAUUGUGGGAUAGGCUGUCUUAUACUUUAUCUCCUGUGGGGUUAUGUUACAGACAAUGUUUCCAUAAUCAUUUACUUGAAUUACCUGUUUGACAAGAAAGAAAAUGAAACUGCACCUGUAAGAUAUUGGUGAUCAUGUUUGCAUUUCAUUGCUAGAGCUAUUCUAAAAAAACCAUUGACUGAAUGUCUGACUGUCAGGUACAAUAAAUGAGGUAAAAGGCCUCUUAAACAUG
Molecule: messenger RNA, 2423 nt
Organism: Anguilla rostrata (American eel)
Lineage: Eukaryota; Metazoa; Chordata; Actinopteri; Anguilliformes; Anguillidae
Gene: hsh2d
Product: hematopoietic SH2 domain containing
Exons: 6
Coding region: 161-1357 (398 amino acids)
Cellular component (GO): cytoplasm
Source: RefSeq, a predicted model, not a curated record